This is a messenger RNA of Macrobrachium nipponense, 2671 nucleotides long. RefSeq lists its product as uncharacterized. The transcript is spliced from 3 exons. Bases 93 to 413 code for a protein of 106 amino acids. NCBI's taxonomy places the organism in Eukaryota, Metazoa, Arthropoda, Malacostraca, Decapoda, Palaemonidae. The record is from RefSeq and is a predicted model, not a curated record.
GGGAACGUACGUCGGAGUGUAAAAAGAAAAAGGUCUGGGCUAAAGCAAGCAGCCAUCUGUAUCGUCCUGGCCACGCCGGAGAUAACACAACGAUGAAGACACAGGCGAUGCUGCUACUUCUGACGGGGAUGAUCAUGGUGACCUCAUCCCUUCCGGCAGCCUCACCCGUCUUGUUCAACUGGUUGGACUUCAGGACUUCGGCGAUGUGCUGCGGAGGAAGACUCUUGAACUGUUGCCAGAACCCAAACAUUCAUGGAUACUACGUGAUACCCGUAAAACGCCCAUGGCCCCUCCUGACAAACGAUGGCUUCACGGAGGAGGAACUGAGGCAGAGGAAGGAGGAAGACCUGCUAAGAAGGAAGAGGCACAGAGACAGAGAGAUGGAUAGACAGCACUACAGAGAUAAGAAUUAAGGAAUAGGAACACCGAUACGAUAAUUCCCGAGAAGUAAUCAUGUCUGACAUCCAGGAAUUCCCAAGAAGGAAAUAAGGGAAACAUACGGUAAUUCCCUUUAAGAAAUAAGGAGGAAGACAGGAGAAUUCCUGAGAGGAAAUCAUGAGAAGGGUACUAUAAUUCCCGAGAAAAAGCCAUGGAAAUUUCACGGUAAUGCCUGAGAAAAAAUUAUGAUACACCUUAACUUCCUAGAAGAAAUAAAAAAAAGAUACCAUAACUCCCAAAAAUGGGAAACCAUGAGAAAAGAUAUGAUAAUUCCUGAGGAGAAACCAUGAGCAAGAUACGAGAUUCCCGAUAAGAAACCACAAGAUACGAUAAUUCCUAAGGAAAAAUCCUAAAAAAGGUACGAACAUUCUUGAGAAGAAACCAUGAAAAAACUAUAACUCUUGAGAAGAAACCAUGAGAAAUGUAUGAUAAUUCCUGAGAAGAAACCAUGAGAAAUGUAUGAUAAUUCCUGAGAAGAAACCAUGAGAAAUGUAUGAUAAUUCCUGAGAAGAAACCAUGAGAAAUGUAUGAUAAUUCCUGAGAAGAAACCAUGAGAAAGAUUCGAUAAGUCCCGAGAAGAAACCACACAAUUUGGUGCGAUCAUUCCCGGGAAGAAACCAAUAGUACGAUAUAUUAAUUCCUGAGAUGAAACUAAUACGACAUGAGGUAAAUACGAAAAUUCCCCAGAUGAAACCAUGAGGAAGAUACGAGAAUCCGGAGAAUUAAACCAACAGAAAAUAAGGACAGGAAACCGACAUUUGGGAAACCCAGAGAAGAAACCAACCGGAAAAAAAGAAGAAAAAAAAAAGUUGGUUGUCAUUAUGAGGACCUCAUCUUCGCAAAUAGUUUAAUAUAUUUAAUAAUGUUUCAUAUUUCAUUAUUCAGCUGACUCCAAAAGGGUCAGUUCGUGUUAUAAAAACCAUUUAUUUUAUUGCCAUCUCAUAUUUCAUGUUAGAACCUGACCACUACUUUCGGAUUCCUAGCAUUUCUCUCUCUCUCUCUCUCUCUCUCUCUCUCUUCUCUCUCUCUCUCUCUCUCACUUUUGAUCAGUCGAUGUGUCUAUGCUGUCGUUGAAAAAUCAAAAGUACUAUCUAGUCUGCUGUAAACAUCAGCCUCAUUAAUACGAAAUCUUUUGACUAACUGUGUACUUAGAGUACCACACUCCAUGAAAUAUCAAUGUACUUAAUACCACUUCUACUACAACUACUCUAUUGGCUUAGGGCCUAACUGUGACCCAUGGCCGCUUGCACCGAACUCCUGAGAUCUAUUCAAUGGUAAAGUGUCACUUGCAUACAUUUUUUUUUUUUUUUUAACAGAAAGAGGGGCUUCAUUUAUGUGAACAACUUUAUUAGUGAGGAAGAGAUUCUGACCCCACCCACCCACCUGGCCCCAAGUUUUCCUCAUCGUGGGGAGACUUGAACUGACCUCCUCUGUCAACCGGUCUGUCAACCGACCAGUUGACAGAGGAGGUCACGCUAUCGACUCAGCCACGGGAGGGUUAAUACAAAUGUAUCUGCAAAUGCAAAUUACCUUCUUAAAAUUCCUUUAAUGGUUUCUGUCCAACGUUUUAUUUAGACGUGAAACAGAAAUGGCCCCAGCCUUCUCACGUUUAUCUUUUAAGUACAAAUGUGGCUGAGACUGAUAAGAAUUUCCGAAUUAUGCUCAGUCCAGGUGGUAGUUAGUUACUUAAGGACUAAGACAAUGACCAAGCUACUUCAUAUUCAUGCCAUAGCAAGUUUUGUUCAAUAUUUCCUCUGCCAUCCAUUAGAUGAAGAUUAUUCUAUUAGUUUUAAGUUAAUUGUAGAACUGAAUAACUUAACUGUAAUUAAAAUAAUGCUAACAAGAUCUUUUUGUUUCAUGAAAGGUUAUUUCAUAAAUAUACUGACUACUGGAAUUUGGAAAUGGAAUAUGAACUUUAGGCCAAAGGCCAAGCGCUGGGACCUAUGAGGUCAUUCAGCGAUGACUGGGAAAUUGAAAGUAAAAAGGUUUUAAAUGGGUUACAGCGGGAAAUCCUCGCAGCUGCACUGUGAAACAACUGUUAGAGUAGGGUGGAAAAUAAGGUGGAAGAAAGAUAAUAUGAACGGAGUUACAGUAAAAAGAAAUGAAAGGGGUUGCAGCUAGGGGCUGAAUUGACGCUGCAGCGAAACUUCAGUAAAGCCUACAGUACACCGCCUGAGGAGAACUGAUGGCACUACCCUGCAACGGGGUAUGCUGAGAACUGAUAGCACUUGAC